GAGGCGGCACGGAACGGGGCGGGCCCGUGGCGGGGCCGGGCCCCAGGGGCCGGGGAGGGCUCCGGGCAUGGCCGAGGUGCUGCCGUUCCGAGUGCCCGCGGGGAGCGCCCACACGCUGCUGGUCUGGGGGCUGGAGCCGGCGCCGGGCCUGGAGCAUUCCCUGUUUUCAGUGUUUUCAAAAUUUGGGCUGCUGUACGCCGUGCGAGCACACAGAAACGCUGCCAUGGCAGGGCCUGGGUAUUACGCCAUCAUCAAGUUUUACUCAGACAGAGAUGCCAGCAGAGCCCAGCGUGCGUGCAAUGGGCAAAGGCUGUUUCAGAAAUCUCCCUUGAAGGUUUGUGCUUGUACCAAGCAGAAGGGACUUCAGCAACAAGUCCUUGCUCUCAACAGCAACAAGUGCCAGGAAUUAGCCAACCACUACCUUGGCUUUAAUGGCUGGUCCAGUCGCGUUAUCACACUGCGGAAUGUAUCUGGCUUUGAUGAUGAGAAUGGGGACCUGGGAAAGACAUUACAGAAGCGAUCUGUGAAAUACCUGGGUGCUGUGGAAGUGACACUGCCCAACCAUGGGGUACGCACCAGGGGCGUUGGCCUCGGCGAGGCAGACAUUGAAAACAGUGAAGAUCCUCUUGAGUUUGUCACAGCCACAAGAAGAGUUCAGAAACUCGCAGUUGGGAAAGCUUUGUCUAGCGCCUUUCAGAAGAUCUUCCUCAUAGUUUUAGAGAACGGUAAAGUGGCCGUGGAGUACAACCACACUCAAGAGGAGCCCACAGACUCCUUAACAGAAGAGGAACUGAAGGGGCUUGUUCAGGUCAAUGAAUUGCCCUUGGAACAGUUUGACCUUGAAGAAGAAGUUUUUUCUGAUCUGAGUUUUGAUGAUGAGUUCCCUAGCUGGGAGAUGCCAUCUAAUUAGUGCAGGUCUCUCUUCAGAUCAUUUCCAAAAGGUCUGUAGCGUUUAAUUAGGAAUGAAAGUCUAAAGCUGUGCAAUGAUGUAUGCCUCAUCUCCAAUAUUUUAUUUUUUCUCCAAAUACAGAACAGCAAAAGAAAUGGGCAAUAAACCUACUGUUACUAAAAUUAAGCCCAAAAAUGUAUACUGUUUCUGGAGAGGAAGUGAUUUCCUGUCAGCUUAUCCAGGUCAGCUAUAUCUGGAAGCCAGCUUACCUGCACAGUUAUUAUUUAGACAGCAUAACAGAUGUGCAUAGCACUUACAGAAAAAUGAAAUGAACAAGCCUUCACUGCAAGAGCCUACAGCUCAGGUUAGCUCUGGUCUGCAGGAGAAAGUCAGAGGCAGGGAGAGAUGUCUUACCAGCAGGAGUAGCUCUGGUACUUACACAUGUGCACAGGCACAGAAAAAAAAAAUACUUCUCUAGGUGAAAUUCCACUUAAAGAUAUAAGCUUAAGUCCUGUGUUGAUGUAUUGAACCAAGCAGUUGGGCCACUAUUACAAUUUAAAGCAGAUUCUUUUUAACUUGGAACACAUGUUUUUUAUUAAAUUGAAAAAAAAAAACUUAUUUUGUAUUUCUGUUCGUGUGAUACGUGAAUUUUUGAGGCAGCAUAUUCAGUGGGAAGGUACAUUGAGCUCCCAAGAUCACAAGGGCAUGUGGUGGGAGAGGGAAUGCGUAUUUGAUAACAAACCCCUGCUCAGAUUUUUUGCCUUCUGUCUUUGGUAAAAAGACAACUGAAGAAUGGGAAAGCUCAGGGAAGACCCAUGAAAAUGACUGUAGGUCU
This is a messenger RNA of Oxyura jamaicensis (ruddy duck), 1724 nucleotides long. RefSeq names its product RAD52 motif containing 1 (gene RDM1). The record is from RefSeq and is a predicted model, not a curated record. Lineage: Eukaryota; Metazoa; Chordata; Aves; Anseriformes; Anatidae. Gene Ontology annotation, cellular component: nucleolus. The transcript is spliced from 7 exons. Bases 68 to 910 code for a protein of 280 amino acids. Gene Ontology annotation, molecular function: RNA binding.